Messenger RNA from Carassius auratus (goldfish), 2342 nucleotides. Its product is annotated as BEN domain-containing protein 5-like. The coding region runs from base 154 to 1377 and encodes 407 amino acids. Lineage: Eukaryota; Metazoa; Chordata; Actinopteri; Cypriniformes; Cyprinidae. The record is from RefSeq and is a predicted model, not a curated record. Gene Ontology annotation, biological process: negative regulation of DNA-templated transcription. The transcript has 6 exons. Gene Ontology annotation, molecular function: DNA binding.
CUCAACUGUUACGCACCAGCCAGACAGAAGCAAUCGAUCGCAGAGGCCACCCCACGGUCUCCCCCCUCUUUGUGUUUAUGUGUUUUUUAAUAUCUUUUUUGAGGGAAACUGUCAAGCCCUAUCCCAAAGAACAGGGACCAAAGAGCAAAAAUAAUGUACGCUUUCGUGCGUUUCUUGGAGGACGAUAUGUGCUACGCGUUACCUGUGUCAGACGUGAAAGAUUUCCAGCCCGUGCACAAAAGAGAUUUUGAUGAUCAGAAGGUGUAUGUGGUGCUGAGAGGCGCAGGCCAGCCUGCUAAAGCACACAUCCUCGCCCUGGCAGAAAGCAUUGAGGAAUUUGAGCACAGUAUUAUGCAAAAGAAGAUGAAAAUACCCAAGAUGUCGAACAGGAACACAGUUGAGAAUCAUUUUGGUGAUGAGAGAGUGCCCCUUAGACAUAAAAAGGUCCAGUCGCAUGAACAACAGAGGGCCAGUUCCAACUCCUCAAAGAGCCUGGCUGCUGUGGUAGCACGGCUGGAGAGGAACGCCGUCAACUCCUGCACUGAGGGAGAGGAACUGGACAGACUCACAACAGAGGAAGAAGAAGAGCAGGACGAGGCCGUGGUGCCUCGUGUACUGUAUGAGGAGCUGGUGCACAGCUACAGGCAGCAGGAAGAGGAAAUGAGACGCCUGCAGCAGGAACUGGAGCGCACACGCAGGCAGCUGCUGCAGCAGGCCAAGAAGCUCAAGGAGUAUGGCAGUCUGCUGACCGAAGUCAAGGAGCUGCGUGAUUUCAAUCGACGCCUACAGGACGUCCUUCUCAUGAGGCUUGGCAGCGAGCCGAUGCAUGACAAUGGCACACAGACAAUCAAAGCAGAGGUGGUGGAGCCGAUCAGUGAACCACAGGAGGUGUGUCAAGAGGAAGCCAACACUAGCUCCACCCACUCCCCAUCCCCGAGAACCGUCUACACCUUCAAUGAUGGAAAAGUGCACUUGGGUGGAGGGAUUUGGGUGGAGGAGGAGAAGUGGCACCAGCUACAACGGACACAGGGAGACUCAAAAUUCACCAAAAAUCUGGCGGUGAUGAUCUGGGGCACAGAAACCCUGAAGAACCGCAGCGUGACUGGUGUCGCUACGAAGAAGAAGAAAGACGCCCUGCCUAAACCACCGCUCUCACCGAGCAAGCUCAAAAUUGUUCGAGAGUGUCUGUAUGACCGUGUAUCUCAAGAAACAGCUGACAGUGCGGAGAUCACCCAGCGGUUAUCCAAAGUGAACAAAUACAUCUGCGAAAAGAUCAUGGAUAUCAACAAAUCUAUCAAGAACGAGGAACGGCGAGAGUCCAAGCUUCUCAUCCAGCAGACGGUGAAGAUGGAGAACUUCCCCUACGACGGUCUGUAGGGGGUGCUGAAGUUGUCACCAUAGCUCAUUCUACUCCUCAAGGACUUCUGGUGGAGAAGGUGCACGUAAUCAACGACGCUGCCAGUUGAGAUUUCCACUGAUGCCCUCCCGAGACCUCUCUGUCUCCUUACUCUUGUAGACCUUGUUUUACAGCCUGUCUGACAGUUUUACCCCUCACUGCACUGCCUUAGCAUGCUGGUGUGCAUUCUGUGAGUGAAUGGGGUGGGGUUUUUUUAAGCUUUGACGGGGUUGGAUAUUAUGCCUAAUAAGACAGGAGCGAUCCUUUAAAUCGUGUGCGAGAAAAAUGUGUUUGGCACAUCAGCUUAUGUUCUGUGUCAGAACAUGCCCUAAUGUACUAAAGAGGUUCCCCUUCAGGAGAAGUUUUCUUGUGUCAGGAGGAUGUUUGUGAGGUGUCAUAUAUGCUGGCUUAGAGUCGGAGUCUUAAGGAGAGAUAGGUCACUUCACAGGGACCAUCUGCUAAAGGUACUUAACAUAAAGAGUUGCACUUUUAAACAGGGUCACACCCUGCAUCGUCUUAAUGAACCAUUGAUUUAAUUAAUCAAUCUAGGCCUAAUUGUUCCUGUUAAUUGCUUUCCUGAGAUGACUACUGAUGGUCUGUUGUUGUUUUUGAUGGUUGUUAGGAGUGGAGAGGUCGCAUGUAGUCAGUGGUGCUAAGCAGUUAUCCAGGAAGACAGUCUAGACAGACAGAUGCUUGUUGUUCACAAAAAGGUGAAAUGAAAGUAAAGUUUAGACUUUAUACGAUCAUCGGUAGACUUAUGUUUGUUUUAGGCUAUAUACUGCCUUCAAGUCCUGUUGGGAAGUUCCUGUGGUUUAAUACUUGUGAUUAUGGUGACGCGUUUUCAAGUAAUUUACAAUCCUUUCAAAAGUUUGGGGUUGGUACGAUUUCUUUUCAUGUUUUUGAAAGAACAUACAGUAAAACAGUUAAUUUCUGAAAUAUUAUUACA